Hyla sarda is the source of this 1594-nucleotide messenger RNA. It is a transcript of the gene SLC10A1, whose product is annotated as solute carrier family 10 member 1. The coding region runs from base 386 to 1414 and encodes 342 amino acids. NCBI's taxonomy places the organism in Eukaryota, Metazoa, Chordata, Amphibia, Anura, Hylidae. Gene Ontology annotation, biological process: bile acid and bile salt transport. The transcript is spliced from 7 exons. Gene Ontology annotation, molecular function: bile acid:sodium symporter activity. Gene Ontology annotation, cellular component: membrane. The record is from RefSeq and is a predicted model, not a curated record.
GUAAAAUGUAUAGCAAACAGGGUUUAGACACGAGUCAAGGCCGUUUAGGCAGUAAACCACAGAAACACAAUGGUCAUGGUUAAAACAAAUAUUGAAUAAUCAGUCAUCAGGGGUGUUUAUGUCCCUGUAUCAUGAUAAAUUAGAUUCUUAAGAAAUGUCCAAGUCGGGUAGAAUUUCACAGGUUUUUUUCUACUUUCUCGUCAGUCAAUAGAGGUAGAGCCAGCAGUUCUGAGGCAGCAAUAUAAAUCAGAUCUACCUGCCCUCACAACACUUCUGGGUUUAUCACUGCAGCAGUCCAAGCUGAGAGACAGGAAAGAAAAGCCGGGCAACUCCGGGUACUCAGCUAGUAAGUUAUAAAAGAAGGAGGAAAAACAAUAAAGGAACCAUGAAUAACACCAUAGAGGACAUCCGGGAAUUUAAAGGGCCUAGUGUGAAUAUGACUGCGUCUAGUCAGAAAGUCAUUGGCUACAUUUUGGAUGCAAGCUCCGUCUUUCUUCUUGUCAUUGUUAUGAUGUCACUUGGUUGUACUCUGCAACUCUCAGAACUUAGAAAAUAUUUCCUGAAACCCAGAGAGAUUGGAAUAGCUCUGUUAGCACAAUAUGGAAUCAUGCCCUUGUCUGCCUUCUCCUUGGGGUAUAUUUUGAAUCUAAGUUCUAUUGAAUCUUUGGCUAUUCUAAUAUGUGGUUGCUGUCCUGGAGGAAAUAUAUCCAAUAUCUUUACUUUGGCUAUAAAAGGUGACCUAAACCUAAGUAUUUUAAUGACCAUUUGCUCAACUGUACUUGCCCUGGGAAUGAUGCCAUUGCUUCUCUACAUCUACUGUCUUGGACUGAACCUUGGUCCACUAUACAAGAAUGUACCUUUUGUAAAAAUAUUAAUAUCCUUGACUAUCACACUCAUUCCAUGUCUUCUUGGUGCGUUCUUGAAUUUUAAGAGACCCCAAUACUCCCGGGGUUUUAUUAAGGUUGGCUGUAUCCUUGGGAUGGUGUUUGCAGUGGUCAUUAUAGUGUUGAGCUUUUUCUAUCUGAAAAGCAAUGUUUUUAAAAUCUUUUCACCUCAGAUGAUUGGAGCCUCACUGCUGUUGCCCUUUUUUGGCUAUGUACUUGGUUAUGCAAUGGCUUCCAUCUUCCAGCUUCAUGAACAAGCUAGACGCACCAUCUGCAUGGAAACCGGAUGCCAAAAUGUUCAACUCUGCACUGCCAUAUUAAAAAUUACUUUUGAUGCUGAAGUUAUUGGCGUUUACUUCAUGUUUCCUUUGCUAUAUAUUCUGUCUCAAGUACUACAAGGCCUUGCUUUGAUCCUGGUAUUCCGCAUUCAAGACAAAAUAAAGGCUAAAGCUAUUGCCAAAUCAUAUCUCGGUGAUGAUAACAUGAAAGAAAAUCUCAACACCACAGAUACCAGUCGUUUAGUGAAUUAAAGCAAGAAGAUGACCACACAUGAAUUUGGUGAAUGGUUGUGUAAACGUAUCUUAGACAAGUUCAUGUUAUAUGUCCAGUCAUUUACCUGUCUGUCAUUCACAAACGUAUUUGUAAAUGGAAUAUCCCAUGAUCACCUUACCAGCAUUCUCACUAUAAAAACAAUCUACAGCUUGUCAGCU